Molecule: messenger RNA, 1326 nt
Organism: Drosophila innubila
Lineage: Eukaryota; Metazoa; Arthropoda; Insecta; Diptera; Drosophilidae
Product: arrestin domain-containing protein 3-like
Exons: 4
Coding region: 147-1325 (392 amino acids)
Biological process (GO): protein transport
Cellular component (GO): cytoplasm
Source: RefSeq, a predicted model, not a curated record
AGUUUGUUUGGCGCCGCGGUUUCUAGUUUGCGUGCGUCGCUUAAUUAAAAUUUGUACAUUCAGUGCCUGAAUAUAUAAAUAUAUAUAUAUUUAAAUAUUAGCUUUUAAAAUUACGGUUCUGUGCUAUUUCGUUAUCUCAUUCUGUAAUGCCAUCAAGUUGUGUUUUCGAAUUCGAUCGACCCAAUCCGAUUUACUAUAGCGGCGAGACAAUCAACGGACGCGUUGUUUUAAAUACAACAAGCAACAAGUCUGUCAAUGCGGUCUACAUACUAUUCGAGGGGGAGGCGAAGGUGGGUUGGGAAGAGACUCACACGAGGACUGUUAAUGAAAAAAUUGAGUCAUAUACGGAGUAUUUUCGAGGCACUGAGGCAUAUCUGAAUACUCGAACCAAUGUAUUUGGUGAAGGAGAGCUUCUGCAAGGCAGGCACACCUUCACAUUCUGCAUUCCCCUCCCGCUGGACUGUCCAACAUCGUGUGUGGAAUGGUAUGGCAGGAUUUCGUAUGAGGUGUCACUCGUAAUCGAUCUAUCCUGGCGAUUCAAUAAUGUAUUCAAGCAACCACUAACCGUACUGCAAACAUAUAAUCUCAACAUGUACCCAGAGAUGCUGGUACCAUUGGUCAAUGAAGACAUCAAGUACUUUUGCUGCUGGCCCUGUUCGUCGGGUCCUGUUGUCUCAACGCUAACAAUACCCUUUGGUGGAUAUGCUCCUGGACAAAGGAUCAACUAUUCCUUACAAAUAGAUAACCAGAUCUACGAGUUCAAAGCCAGUUCACCUCAUUACAAAACACGGACCCACAAGAAUACUCUCUCCUCAGAGUUCCAGGCCGAACGAGUGCUCCGUUUAUCGAAACGCCUGAUAAAUGGCAGCCUGGUUAUACCACCCGUGCCACCCUCAUCGAGACUUAAUCGCAUUAUAAACGUGUAUUAUAUGAUUUCCAUGGCCAUCAAGACGGGUUAUUGUCACACAGAUUCGGAAAUUGAGAUGCCCAUCAUUAUUGGCACAAUCCCUCUAGCUCAAAGUGCCCAAAAUCCCCUUAGUGCUGCUCAAUGGAUUCCGCAGACACCUGACACUCCAGCUGGGGCAGCUGCAGAUCUGCCACCAAGCUACGACAACUGCAAACUUCCCUCAUUCGAGCAAGCCACUCAUAUUGGAGGGAAAUUCGUGGAUACAGAUGUCAAUGAACAUGAUCGUACCGACGAUUUCAUACCCCGAUAUCCCAUGUACACUAACUUUGCUACACCCACGGCACCACUACCAGAAGGACCAGAUGUGCCCAUCCUGCAAUUACCGCAUAAUCCCAAUGCACCUCCAGCGAACUUUUAAA